GAGGGAAAAGCCCAACCUCUGGCAGUUUUAUUCGCAGAUGCACGCCGACUACCAAGUGUACACUGCGGGUAGCGGGGGGACUCUGCGCGAGAUACAGCUCCACCGAAGAAGGAUGUCGGAAACUUACGAUAAGCAGAAGACGAUCGAACUGAGGCGGAAGCAUGUCGGUCCGUCGUGCAAGGUCUUCUUCAGCCAGGAUCCAAUCAAAAUCGUCCGAGCCAGAGGCCAGUACAUGUAUGAUGAGAACGGAGAGCGCUACCUGGACUGCAUCAACAACGUAGCCCACGUGGGCCACAGUCACCCGGAUGUGGUGAGGGCAGGAGCCGCACAGAUGGAACUCCUGAACACCAACUCCCGCUUCCUGCAUGACAACCUGGUCCAGUACGCCCAGCGGCUGCAGGCCACCCUCCCCAGCAGCCUCUCUGUCUGCUACUUCGUCAACUCCGGAUCCGAGGCCAACGACCUGGCCCUGAGGCUCGCCCGGCAGUACACCGGCCACGAUGACAUCAUCACCCUGGACCACGCAUACCACGGCCACGUCUCCUCGCUCAUCGCCAUAAGUCCGUACAAGUUCCACGAGAUGGGGAAUUCUGGAAGGGAUCAGGGUGUUCAUGUGGCUCCCAGCCCUGACGUCUACAGAGGGAAAUUUCGCGAGGACCACCCGGACCCCGCCACCGCGUACUCGGACGAGGUUCGGGACAUCCUGCAGAAUGCCCACAAGAAGGGCCGCAAGAUCGCCGCGUUCAUUGCCGAGUCUCUGCAGAGUUGUGGCGGGCAGGUCAUCCCUCCGCCGGGGUACUUCCGGAAAGUGGCAGAGCAGGUGCGGCAGGCGGGCGGGGUCUUCAUCGCGGACGAGGUGCAGGUGGGGUUCGGUCGGGUGGGGUCCCACUUCUGGGCGUUCCAGCUGCAGGGCGACGACUUCUGCCCCGACAUCGUCACCAUGGGCAAGCCCAUCGGCAACGGGCACCCCAUGUCCUGCGUGGUGACCACCCGCCAGAUCGCUGAGGCCUUCACGUCCUCCGGCAUGGAGUACUUCAACACGUUUGGCGGUAACCCCGUCUCCUGCGCCAUCGGCCUGGCUGUCCUCGACGUCAUCGAGAGGGAGGAUCUCCGUGGCAACGCCCUGCGGGUGGGGGGCUACCUGACCCGGCUUCUGACUCAGCAGCAGGAGAAGCACGCCCUGAUCGGGGACGUCAGGGGCGUCGGCCUGUUUGUGGGGGUGGAGCUUGUGAGAGACCGAGUGAAGAGGACGCCGGCUACUGCUGAAGCCCAGGAAGUCAUUUACAAACUGAAGGACCAGCGGAUUCUCCUCAGCGCAGACGGGCCUCACCGGAACGUUCUGAAGUUCAAGCCGCCCAUGUGCUUCUCCGAAGACGACGCCCGGCUCGUCGUCGGCGAGAUCGACAAAGUCCUUACAGAGCUUGAGAAAGCGACGGGGCUCCACUCGCAGGCCUGCGCUGCCGUGGAGACGGGAAGCAGCAAGCGAGCCAGGGCCUGUGAGGAAAAUGGCCGCCAUCACUCGAGCGGGAAGGAGCAUUUUAGCGAGUCCUGCAGACAGGAGGAGGCGCACCGCCAGAGUGACAGAGCGCCCGCCAAGCGGCUCAGGACGUGAUGCUCGGCCGCGGACCUCACCCCCAUCCCUGCCCCCCGCCCCCCCGCCCCCCGCUGCCCCACCCGCACAGUCCUGGACCUCAUUCGCACCCGGGACCGCGUACGCUCUGUCUCUCCAGCCCUCUGGGUGGAGCUACUCUGCAUGGCCUUUGCUGAAACACGUACAAGCACAACGCUAAUGAAGCCUAAUCAUAUUCAGGGAUCACCUCUUUAACAACCGCGAUCGCGAGCAGUUGAUUUUCAUGUUUUAACGGUUAACGCGAAAAUGUUUUUAAAUGCGCUUUUAGAAAGAAAUAAGUUUACUCAGAGAAGACGUACUCUGUCUUCACGCCCACACUUUGAAAUAUUUCUUUUUUUUUUGUUUUUCUUUCGUGUGGUGAUAUUAACUUUAUGUGACAUACUCAGAUGGACCUUUCCCGCCUUCCUGUAGCCAGUGUUUCCGUUUCUCCGGGGCUUCGCGGGCCUCGCUCCCGUACGCCACAGUGAUGAAACGCUGAGGGGGUUUUUAUGGGGCUGAAGCAGAGCUGGUGCCAGCUGUGGCCUUCCAUAUCACCACCAACUCAAUGCCUGUCAGUGUGAUUUUAAGAUGAACACACACACACACACACAUAAAUAUAUACAUGCAUUAUCUCAUACACACACACACACACAUUACACAUGCAUUAUCUCAU
This is a messenger RNA of Anguilla anguilla (European eel), 2282 nucleotides long. It is a transcript of the gene etnppl, whose product is annotated as ethanolamine-phosphate phospho-lyase. Gene Ontology annotation, cellular component: mitochondrion. The transcript has 13 exons. The coding region runs from base 38 to 1612 and encodes 524 amino acids. NCBI's taxonomy places the organism in Eukaryota, Metazoa, Chordata, Actinopteri, Anguilliformes, Anguillidae. The record is from RefSeq and is a predicted model, not a curated record. Gene Ontology annotation, molecular function: pyridoxal phosphate binding; transaminase activity; ethanolamine-phosphate phospho-lyase activity.